CCCCGGGGCCCUUUGGUGCCGGGGCGGCGUGCGGGGCCUGCCGAGGGGACUGUAGCCGUGCCAGCCUUUUGCCAGUCGGAAACAGGGCCAGCUGCCUUCCCGAGAGGCUCUGCUCUUCGUCCCCGGGGCUCCGCGAGCGGUCGGGGCGCGUGCCCAGGCCUGCUGGAGGGGAGGCCGGUCCUUUCCGGGGACUGCCCUUGGCUGAUGAAUCCAGGGCGGGGAGCCCAAGGGCUGCUGGGUCUAUUGCACAGAAGGAGCAUCUGGGCUGUCAGUCUUCAUGCAGUUAUUGGAGAUUCUAGAGUGACCCUUGGAUUUGCUGCUGUUGUUUUGGCUGGAGAGGAGUAUUUUUAUUUGUGUAACCGGCCUUUCUUCUGGCUGAUUUACUUGUUUGCGGUUAGCUUGCUGGAAUCUUGGGAGCCGCGUGGAGCUGUCCCUUGGAGGGCAGAGGGUCUGUGUCCACACAGGGGUGAAAGCUGCUGUCUAAAGUGAUCUCCACAGGAAGAAACUUCCCCAAGGCACCUGACUGCCUCCCUUUCCCUUUCUGUGCACCAGCCCUGUUUGUCCCUGUUCUGAUCCAGGAAAGGGGCUUUUCUGGCCACAAAGGCUGCCACCUUCGAACAGAUGUCCUAACGAGAGACCACAGUGGUGCCCCCACCCGCAGUCUGACAGGAUCCUCCUGUGUCCCCCCAAAGGGUCAGGCUCAAAAUGGGUCCAUCUCUUUGGGGCUAGAAAGGCACUUAUGGUCCUGGCUGAUGCCCCCCCCCCAUCCCCCCAGUCAAGGAAGUGACUGGCAACUGACUCCACCUGCAGGGACUGUGUGGCCAGAGGAUCUUUGGCUGCAGCCGGAUGAAUUUGUAUAAUAGCCAGGAGUCUGUCUCCCCCAGCAGACUCUCCGUGAUGCUCACAGGGACGCCCUGGAAGGGGAGGCCUUGGGGAAAGAUGGGGCAUCCCUUUCCUUCUGGAGAGCUGAGCCAAGCACCCCUGUCCAACUGGCUAUGGGUCUUUAUCUCUCUGUCUCAUUUAGGGCAAAACCCUUCAGGCCAGGCCAGCAGAGGGGCAGGAGGAAAGCCUUAAUUUGUCCUCUCCCCUGAAGUCACCAGCAGGAGGUUGGGCCAUUUGUGGCGAUCCUUUUGUCAAGAAUCCCAUGAGAAAAGCCCCCCACUUUCCCCUGGCUGAGCUCUCCGCUCUUUUUCUCAUACCUUUCCUAGCCUGCCUGCCGCCCAUCUCAGCAGCUCUGCAUCUUUCUGUCUUUCUUUCUUUCAGCAUGUCCAGUGACCCUCCUCCACCCUACCCCGGGGGGCCAUCAGCACCCCUCCUGGAAGAGAAGGAUGGGUUCCCCUUCCCUGCAGAUAGGAGCCCUCCGGCCAUGGUGCAGCCCCCUUCCGAUGUUGGCCCCCCACCCUAUGAAGCAAUGCCUCCCCCCCAGCUGGGCUUCAUCCCCCCCCCUGUGCCAGCAGACAGCUCGAUGCCCUACGUCCUCCCUGGCAGCUACUAUGUGCCUCCAGGGCCACACGCCCCCAUGGGCUACUAUCCUCCCACUGGCCCCUACGCCCCUGCUGGAGGGCAAACUGCAACUGUGCUAGUGCCAUCGGGCACCGCAACCACUGUGACGGUCCUGCAGGGCGAGAUAUUCCAGGCCGCCCCUGUCCCAACAGUGUGCCCGCACUGCCAGCAGGCCAUCACCACCAAAAUCAGUCAUGAAAUCGGCCUCAUGAACUUUCUCCUGGGCUUCUUCUGCUGCUUUAUCGGGUGCACCCUGGGCUGCUGCUUCAUCCCCUGCCUGAUCGAUGAAUUUAAGGAUGUGACCCACACCUGCCCCAACUGCAAGGCCUACAUCUACACCUACAAGCACAUGUGCUAGCAGGGCCUGCUCGGCUGGAAAGCUCUGCUGCUGCCUCCUGGUUUGCCUUUCCCGUCUGCUUUCGUGCUUCUUCCUUCGCCCAGAGAGGCUCAGGGGCUGUGCCCCCCCCCCAAGGCUGCGGGGGAUCUGCUGGGC
Pantherophis guttatus is the source of this 1996-nucleotide messenger RNA. It is a transcript of the gene CDIP1, whose product is annotated as cell death inducing p53 target 1. Gene Ontology annotation, cellular component: nucleus; cytoplasmic side of lysosomal membrane; cytoplasmic side of late endosome membrane. Gene Ontology annotation, molecular function: zinc ion binding. Gene Ontology annotation, biological process: intrinsic apoptotic signaling pathway in response to DNA damage by p53 class mediator. The record is from RefSeq and is a predicted model, not a curated record. NCBI's taxonomy places the organism in Eukaryota, Metazoa, Chordata, Lepidosauria, Squamata, Colubridae.